Protopterus annectens (West African lungfish) is the source of this 5836-nucleotide messenger RNA. RefSeq names its product solute carrier family 50 member 1 (gene SLC50A1). The record is from RefSeq and is a predicted model, not a curated record. The transcript is spliced from 6 exons. Lineage: Eukaryota; Metazoa; Chordata; Ceratodontiformes; Protopteridae. The coding region runs from base 120 to 773 and encodes 217 amino acids. Gene Ontology annotation, cellular component: membrane. Gene Ontology annotation, biological process: carbohydrate transport. Gene Ontology annotation, molecular function: sugar transmembrane transporter activity.
CAUUUGCUUUCAGUUUUGUAUAGAUUAUAGUGUCUCUUUUAUUACUUAUCCCGCAGUGUUGGGAAGUCUUGCCUCCAGAGUCCCAUUGAAUAUUAGAGGAAUACAGCUGGAAGUUUGCAAUGGAGCUAUUGGAUGUGCUGUCAUGGGCCUGCAUUGUGUUCACCGUGGGCAUGUUCUCCUCAGGACUGUCUGACCUAAGAAAGAUGUUUGCCACUCACAGUACAGAUAACAUCCAGUUCCUGCCAUUUCUCACAACCGACCUCAACAAUCUAGGCUGGCUGUAUUAUGGGCAGCUGAAGAAUGACUGGACACUGAUGACAGUUAACACCAUUGGUGCUGUACUGCAAACCAUCUAUAUCCUGGCCUUCUUCUACUUCACAGCUGAGAAGUCUGGUGUCCUGUACAAGUUGCUUGCAGCACUGGCACUUCUGUUCGUCAGUUCUAUUUACUUCACAACAGUGGUAACAGAUGAAGCACGCCUCACACAGCUGGGUCUGUUCUGUAGCAUCUUCACCAUCAGCAUGUACAUCUCACCGUUGGUUGAUCUGGCUAAGAUCAUCAGCACCAAGUCCACAAAGUGCCUUUCCUUCCCCCUGACAGUAGCAACCUUCCUCACCUCUGCCUCUUGGAGCCUGUAUGGAAUGCAGCUGAAUGACUUCUACAUAAUGAUACCUAACCUACCUGGAGUUGUUACCAGCCUAAUCCGUUUCUGGCUUUUCUGGCAGUACUCACAUAGCCAGGAGAAAUAUCCUUACAGACCAGUGCAGGCCUGAAGCCAGGACUGAUUCUGUUAUGGAGACGGCUGUGAUUCUAAAAACCCAGCAUGUGUGCAAUUGCAGGGUACAGUAGUACCACAUUGGCAGAUCACAACCUUAAAAGUUUGCAUAGGAGAGAGCAAGUUUGGAAAGCAGUUGAUUACUCCUACAGACUUUAGUGAAGCACAGCACAUGAAUGUGCAAGAUGAAAACAACACAAAGCUGUUCCUUUAAUUGCAUACCUACAGUGAAUCUGUGCCACAAAUCAAUUGUGUCUGGUAUUUUAUUCAUGGUGGGGGAAGCAAGUGCCUUCAUGUAUGAAAAGCAACUUUUUCUAGUAUGUAACUGGUGUUUAAUGAAGAUAACUUUUUAGUGCUGUUUUCUUUUAUGACUGGUCUUCUAAUUCUGUUUUUUUUUGUUGUUUUAAAUUAGUAUUUCAUUAUUUGAACUAUUGUACUUUCGACUGUGUGGUACACAAAUUUCCUUGUGUCUAAGAAUUCCUUGUGAUAUGUUUUGGGUGGCAGUUUUAUCAGGGAUAUUUUGUUUUAAGGGUACGUGCGUAAGAAUGGAAAAGUGAAACAGAAUGCCAGUAUCGAUAAAUCAGGCAGUUUGUUUUGCAUUCUGAAACACCUUUCUGUAUUUGCACAUUCUGAAACACCUUACUGUAUCUGCAUUAUUUAGCUGAGCAAGUAAGUGUUUCCUGAGUCAGAAUGAUUCUUAAGUGACAUGAAAGAUCUAGAUUUCCGAAUAAUAAAAACAUCCCACUUUCUUAAUAUUUUUGUGUCCUAUCUGAUUCCAUCUGACACAUGCAAUCAUUUCCUAUUUUUCCUUAGGUUCCAGUGUACCACUGUGUCAGUUCUUACCUGUCUCAGUUUAUCCAUCUGCAUUUAUCACGUUUUUCUUCUAUCCAUUUGUAAUGUUAGUCUCUACCAUGUUGUACCUCCAUGUAAUAUCAUGUUGCAUGGUUUGGUGAGUGUUCUCACACUUCUACCUCUGUGAUGUGCCUUGGCUUAUGCUUAUCUCCUUUAACAUUCAUGCCUAUUCCUUCUCUUUUAUGUGUUUCACCCACUUUGUUUCCAUGUUCCUCUCCUCUGCAUUGUGCAUGUUUCUUGUGUUUCACUGCCAUUUGGCAGUAACAUAAGCAUGUGUUGCUUUUUGACCGCUUCCUGCUUUGUCACACAAGCCCAUUUGGCUUCUCACACCCUUUUACCUUCUUUCUGAUUUUUUCAUAAUAUCAGAAGUAAAACAUGGAGCAAAGUUUGUCACCAUGAUGGCAUUAGGAGGAAGUCCAGGUUUUUUUUGUAGUGAAGGUCAUACUUUUGUUUACUCGAACAUAUUUGACCUUUAGUGCAAAGAAGAAUAAAAUGUAGAUCUGAUGUUGUCCCCUUCAUUCCUUCUUAUGGUAGGGUUUCAGAUCCAAACCUCGGAUCCGGCUUGGCCACAUUUUCCUGACUUAGACCUGACUCUCAAGCUCCUCCCCUACGCAUAAUGCACUACCGCCACCCAAGCACCUCAGAUCUCGUUUGCCACAUUCAGAAGACAGACUGAAGAUCCAGUCUGUCAAGCGCGCCUUUGUUGUUUUCAGUUAGUGUGCUUCUCCCUCAUUAUUAGUUAGUCUGUGUCAUAGUGGGUAAAUUUUGUAGUUUGAAGUGCUAAAGUUAGGUCGUUACAGAAGUUUUCUUUUUCUGCUGUGUGCUCCCUUUCCUCUUAAGGGUUUACAAUUGGUGUGUAUGUUUGUGCUCACACUUUCUACUUUAUAGUCUUUCCUUUCAUAAAAAAAAAAGUGUGUGUGAUAUAAUUGCUGUUACCGUUGAUUGCUUUCCCUUUUUUCAGCAGGUCUUUGGCUUUUCUGUUUGUGGCAGGCUUAGGUCAGGGUUGCUUCCAUGUCCAUUAUGUCAGACAAGCCUUCUGGUUUCAAGAGAUGCACUUCUUGUGGGCACAAGAUCCCCAGUCAAGAUGCCCACAAAAAUUGCAUCUACUGUUUGGGGGCCAAACAUCUCAAAGCCUGUUAUGACAUUAUACACUUCCUUUAAUCCGCGUACGCUGGUGGAUAGGCAAAAUAAGUUGAUCUUAAAAGGGUCUGCUUCCUUCCUUAGCUUCUGAGGCUCAAUCCUCCUCCUUGACUUCAUCUUCCAUGGAUCCUAAGAAGGUGUCUCAUUGCUUCCAUGAGAGACCCCUUGGAGCCUAAGAUUAUGUUAAAGAAGUCUUCAGAUCCACCUUCCUUAGAUCCAAAGAAGUCUGCUGCCUUACUGGAGGCACAGGUCUCCAGAGAUCCGACUGGGAUCAUCACUAUUUCCCCUCCUGUCUCUUCGGCUCCUGCAUUGGAUCCUUGGACUUUGGAUCUGAGAGCUAAAAGCAGGUCAACCAAGACAGCCCAUGUCACCUAAGCCUAGACAUUCCAGACCCUCCUUGUCUUCCUAUAGGGUCUGUAAAAGCUGGUCCAAGGUGGAUAUAGACAGAAUGAUUAGGAAAUACCUCAAGAUCCAGAUUCAGAUGGGGGUAGUGUCAGCUCUGUCCCCUAUCGGACACGUGAGCUUACCCGGCCCAUACUCCUUCUCUGAUCCAUUCCUUGGUUUCAGAGUUGCAGGGCUCAAAACUCCAGAGAGUGUGGGUAUUGGUGCCAGCAAAACCACCUUCCUUGACUCCGAUGGUGCACCUUAUCAGCCCUGCUCCUGCUUACUGGGAGCAAGGCGAAUUUCGGCGGCAAGAGGUCAGAGCCAGCUCUGGGGGAAUGGGGUCAGUACUGUCUGUUGGAGCUCUCUCUUCCCCUAAUUGCCUCGGCCCUUGAUAGCUCGUGUCCGAUUCCCUCUGGAAGCUACAGAUCUGGAGUAGGUUCUAACCAUCUUCCAUUUGUUGCUUUGGCUUUGAUAAGUGGGUGGGACUUCUGCAGGUCCGUUUGCUUUCAAAGUAGUGGAAAGGGGUUUCUCCCUCAGUCCUGUAGCCUACCAAUGUACCCCUGUGGGUCGUGGUCUUGAUCGCACUCAUUCUGUCCAGAGUCUUCCUGCCCAGAGCAGUCUCCAAGAUUUUUUUGACCCAGGAAAGAUCCCCUUCUUCCAAUACUUCUCCCCAGUACACAAUGGAGGAAGUUCCCCCAGAAGAAGAUGUGCAAAAGGAGGCACAUCAACUCCCCAUUGAAGUCAUUAACCAAAGACACUGACUUUGGAGGAGAAAGGAUCCCAACGAUCCCCACCUGCUGUCUCCUUUGGAGACAUUCUAGAGAUCCUGAAGUAGAAGGGUGAGUGGUCUGUCCGUCCUCCUCUUUCUGAGGAGUCAGUGUCCUUGGAAGCUUUCAGGGCAGGCCCAUUGCCGUCCUGGGGUGACCUACCAGUGGAUGCCCUUGUUGACCUUGUAUCUUGCUGGGUGUGGAAGGAACCAUAUACCAUCGAGCUGAUUCCUAAGUGCCCCAAUAGGAUUGUGGUCCCACAGGCUGACAGGAAACAUUGGAGCACGGGUCCUGUUGUUGAUACCAUCAUGGUAGCAGCAGCCACUAAGAAAGAACUGGCAGAGGAACCAUCUCGCCUGACAAAGAGUUUAGAGCACUGGUCAGACUAGGAAAGUGCAUUUACACCUCAGCCACCUUUGCUGUGAGUUUUUGAAUUAUCUGGCUCACUUUACCCAAUUCAGAGAGAUUUAAUUAAGGAGCUUUUGGAGUAUCUCUGAGUCUAUGCCUGCGGGCAACUUUAAGAAACUUUCUCCCAAGCUGGCCACUCUGUCAUCUAAUUUCAAUUCCUCAAUGAGGCUAAUGUCCUAUAUGACAAAAGAUUUCUCUCCAGCUGCUGGUUCAGGUCUAUCCCUAAGGAGGCAUUUCUGGAUGAAACUAUGUGGCUUUGUGGAACCCUUUAAAUCGUCAUUUGUUAAUGCCCCUUUUGAUGGCUCAUCACUGUUUGGGCCAUUGUUUAAAGAUACUCUUAUUUGCAGUGAAAAGGACGGGAAGACUCUUUCUGCCAUAGGAAUCAUGUUUUCUAUGCCACAGCGGUCCUUUUCAAGGAACCAGCAUGGGAGUAAGAAAAUGUGGUUCCAUAAAUCACAAAGGCCUUUCCAGAACCCACAUGGGGAUCCUUCUUCCAGAGGCAGAGGAGGGAGGGGGCAUAAUGGCAGAUGUCACCUCAGAGGCAGGAGGGGUCCGGAAAAUCAGGCCUUUAGAGAGAUGUUCUCUGACGAGCCCUAUCAGCACUCCUGAAGUGCUACCCAGCUGCCCAUCUCUGGAGGCAGUUGGGGCUCAACUUGCUUUGCACUCAGAACCCUGUAUUUACUUGACACAAAACCCCCUGUGUGCUAAGAGUAAUUAUCCACAUGAUACUGCAUUCCCUUUUCUGUAACACCCCCUGACACCAUCAAGAAGCUCCCUGACUUGCCACCCAGUCAGAGAGAGCAGGCAGCACAAGAAGUUCAAAAAAUGCUGCAACAAAGAGUCAUCCAAGAGCUCCCAACCAAACAAAGAGGAUUCCAAACCUACUCCCGCUUCUUUUUGGUGCCGAAAAAGACAGGGGACCCAAGACCCAUAUUGGAUCUAAGCAUAUUGAAUCUGGACAUAAAGAAGUCGAGGCUCCAAAUGGUUACAGUCCAGUCCAUCCUGCCACUUUUGCACAAGAAUGAUGGGAUGGGCUCAGUAGAUCUUAAGGAGGGCUACUAUCGCAUCAAAAUAGACAGGCGCUCCAGGAGAUACCUGCGCUUUCGGCUGAGAGCCAGUCGCUUCCAGUUCAGAGUACUGCCCUUUGGGCUCACCAUAGCACCCUGGGUGUUCACCAAGUGGUAUAGCAGGUAGUAGCAGUUCACAUGAGACUCAAAGGAUUCCAGAAGUUUCCAUACUUAGAUAAUUGGCUCCUCAUUGCCCCCAUGAGGUAUCAACUUAGUCAAGCCAGAGACUAUCUGAUCCAAAUAUCACAAUAAAUGUAGACAAGUCCAGUCUGACUCUUGUACAGAACCUAGAGUUCAUGGGUACACAGUUGAAACACUAAGGAUCAAACAGCUUAUUUUCCUCUACACCACAUAAUGACACUGAGGAAUCAAGUUCAGGAACUGUUAUCUCCUCAGUCUCCCCCUGGCACAUCUAAUCUCACAAGCCUUUGGGGUCCAUGUCA